This is a messenger RNA of Rubroshorea leprosula, 2974 nucleotides long. Lineage: Eukaryota; Viridiplantae; Streptophyta; Magnoliopsida; Malvales; Dipterocarpaceae. The record is from the annotation of a GenBank genome assembly.
GAAAUUAUUUUAGGUGUAUGUGUUUGUAGUCUCCUCUUCCUCGUGUUAAAAAUGGAUCCUUUCUCCAAUCUUAAGAAGUCCUUCAAAUCCCACGGUUCCUACAAGAACAUAAGAACCGGGCGGAGCAACCGUCAGACCGGCCACGAGGAGCUCCCCAUUCUCUCCGAUCAAGACAGCCUUCGGGCCGCCAUGGCCCCUGCCAAUCCAGGUGACCCCAGAAGCCCUAAGAUCGAUCGUGGGGUUUCUAAUGUGGAGGAAAUCGACCCUACCUCCUCCAUUCCGACCCCCACUCCCAGGGUUUGGAAGAAAAGUAGCUAUGAAUUUUGGAAGGAUAGAGAGCACGGUAGCGAUCAAAGUUUUGAUUCCACGCAAGGUGGGCGGCCGCAGCCGAUGGAUGAUUCACCGAUCUUGAACAAACAGAAGAACAACAGCAACAAUGAGAUUGCACUUGAUAUGGACUUGGAAAAGGAUGAAUUAAAACAAAAUCACUUCGGAGAUUCCAAACCCCCUUUAGAACCUCCCCUUUCGAAUCCGAGCCAGUGGAACGAGUCCUUUAGGCGAAGGUACAAGGAUUCUCCCAUGGAGGAACCACAAUCUCGCCCUUCAGAUUAUCAGCAGCAAAAUAAUAACGAGGUUUUGAGGUGCUCAUCAAAUGCGUCGUUCCAGAGAGCGGCAGAUUUGCUCGCUCGAAUGAAGACAAAAUCGAGGCUAAUAGACCCACAACCGGAGGAGGUAGAAUUUUUCAAAUCAGGCCUGAUGGGGAAAUCCGAGCAGACGAUGAUGAGGUCUGGCUUGCUGGGGAAUAAGGCUGUUGACGAUGACGAAGAUGACCCAUUUGCCGAUGAAGACUUACCUGAAAAAUACAGAAAGGCAAAUUUCAAUUGUCUAACUCUACUUCAAUGGGUGAGCUUGGUUCUCCUCAUCGCCGCAUUGCUCUGCUCUCUUUUGAUUCGGCCCUUAAAACAGAUAGUUGUGUGGAAACUCAUAUUGUGGAAAUGGUUAGUACUGAUUCUCGUUCUUAUAUGCGGUAGAUUGGUUUCGGGUUGGGGAAUUAGGUUGAUUGUGUUCUUUAUAGAGAGGAAUUUCCUCUUGCGCAAAAAGGUUCUCUAUUUCGUUUAUGGAGUUCGAAGAGCCGUGCAGAAUUGCCUCUGGUUAGGUUAUGUUCUGCUUGCAUGGCAUUUCUUGUUUGACAAGAAAGUUGAAAGAGAAAGCAAAAGUGCAUUCCUCAAAUACAUCACCAAGGUUUUGAUCUGUUUGUUAGUUGGGACUCUGCUUUGGUUGGUUAAGACAUUGAUUGUUAAAGUUCUAGCUUCAUCGUUUCAUGUCAGCACAUACUUCGACCGAAUUCAGGAAACUCUAUUUAAUCAGUAUGUGAUUGAGACAUUGUCUGGGCCGCCAGUGAUUGAGAUCCAGCAGUUAGAAGAAGAGGAGGCCAGGACUGAAUUAGAGAUCCUGAAGUUGCAGAAUGCAGGGAUUACUCUCCCGCCUGACCUCCGUGCAACCGCCUCGCCGCCCAGUUGUGGGACGAAGAAGGUUUAUCAGAAAAGUAGUACCUUUAUAUCAAAGAGUGGAAUGCUUAGCCGUGGAGGUUCAAAGAAGGAUGAGAAGGGGAUUUCGAUAGAAGAUUUGCACAAACUUACCCACAAGAAUAUUUCAGCCUGGAACAUGAAGAGGUUGAUGAACAUAGUCCGCCAUGGCUCACUGUCAACCUUGGAUGAGCAGAUUCUUCACGGUGAACAUGUCAGAGAGGAUGAUUCAUCAAAACAGAUCACAAAUGAACGUGAAGCCAAGGCUGCUGCCAGGAAAAUCUUCCAGAAUGUUGCUCGUCGUGGUUCACAGUACAUUUUCUUGGAGGAUUUGUUUCGAUUUAUGAGAGAUGAUGAGGCUCUGAAGACGAUGACUCUCUUUGAAGGUGCUCGUGAAACCAAGAGAAUUAGCAAGAAAGCAUUGAAGGACUGGGCGGUAAAUGCUUUCAGGGAAAGGAGAGCUCUUGCCUUGACUCUGAAUGAUACCAAGACGGCCGUGAACAAGCUUCAUCAUAUGGUGAACAUCAUUGCUGCCACCAUUAUAGGCGUUAUCUGGCUUAUUAUACUUGAAAUUGCCACCUCCAAAUUCCUCCUCUUUGUCAGUUCUCAGCUGGUCCUCGUAGCCUUUGUCUUCGGUAAUACCUGCAAGACAAUAUUUGAAGCCAUCGUCUUCUUGUUCAUUAUACACCCCUUUGAUGUGGGUGACAGGUGUGAGAUUGACGGGGUUCAGAUGGUGGUGGAGGAGAUGAAUAUUCUUACUACAAUCUUCCUCAGAUAUGACAAUCUCAAGGUUAUAUAUCCCAAUAGUGUUCUUUCAACGAAGCCUAUCAUGAACUUUUACCGAAGUCCAGACAUGGGAGAUGCAGUAGAGUUCUGUGUCCACAUAGCCGCACCAGCAGAGACGAUUUCUCUUAUAAAGAAGAGAAUCACAAGUUAUAUCGAGAACAAGAAGGAGCACUGGUAUCCUUCUCCAUUGAUUGUAGCCAAGGAUUUGGACGGACUGAACAUGUUGAGGAUGGCGGUGUGGCCUUGCCACCGGAUGAAUCACCAGAACAUGGGCGAGAGGUUUUCUAGGAGAUCUCUGUUAGUGGAAGAGAUGGCGAAAAUCUUAAGAGAGACUGACAUGCAAUACCGGAUGCACCCUUUCGAUAUCAAAGUGGUCUCUAUGCCUCCUAUUACCUCUACUAGAAAUCCCUUUACUCGACCACCGGAAACUUCAGCAGAACAUCAGUGAGGAACUCAAUUUCAUCGUCAGAAUUUUAUUCUUGUUUUUUUCCCCACUUUCUUCUUCAUUUCUGUAGUGAAUUUUCCUGAAAUCAACACAAUAAUUUCAACUGCAGUAUCACUAUGCAGUAAUGUUGUCUUGUGCUUAGAUUUUCGAUAUGCUUGAGGUGAUUAAUUAUUAGGUUUUUUCACUGAACAGCUCCAAACAAAAGUUUUCAUUUUCU